Messenger RNA from Malassezia globosa CBS 7966, 1197 nucleotides. RefSeq lists its product as uncharacterized. Gene Ontology annotation, cellular component: cytosol. Gene Ontology annotation, biological process: protein insertion into ER membrane. The coding region runs from base 1 to 1197 and encodes 398 amino acids. Gene Ontology annotation, molecular function: protein binding. The record is from RefSeq and is a predicted model, not a curated record. Lineage: Eukaryota; Fungi; Basidiomycota; Malasseziomycetes; Malasseziales; Malasseziaceae. The transcript is spliced from 3 exons.
AUGGACCUAGGUACUAUCCCGGGUGGGAAUGGUGGCUAUGAACUUCACCAGAAACUUCGCACAAAGACAGUUCGUCUUAUGCGAAAAAAUAAGCACAAUGAAGCAGUAGAAACCCUACACAGUGGCGCGAUUCAGCUGCUAGACAUGAAUGAAGAAGGAAGCGCAUGCGACCUGGCUGAAUACCUUCUUGAGGUGUACAUGCAAGCUCAUGUUCCUAUGGAUAACACGUCACGCGAACGUAUCAACUCGAUUCUUGAAAAGACUAAGUCGCCUAUGUGGCGUCGUAAAACUGUCAUGGCCGCAAACAAAUGGGCAAUUUCAGCGACACAAAACCCUCUCGGUGACGAGAAACUUCGACUCUUCCUUGCUGAAUUAUUGGCUCGCGACAAGCAAUUCUAUGAAGCAGAAACUCAUUUUAUCGCGGCAUGUGCAUUGAACAAAGACAAUGCGUCUAAGUUUGCACAUAUGCUUCUUGAGUGGAAUUCAUCUUAUGCUGAAACUCUUACCGAAUCUGAUUCUGAUCAGCCCCCGAAGGACUCUGUAGAGCGAGUGCUCUCAGGUACCUUUGCCCUGCGUGGUUGGGUUCCACUGCUACUUGUUCAUGCUCCCGAGAGUGCAAGGGCGUUCAUCCAGGAUUAUGUGCAAAACGCAAUCAAGCUCCACCCGGCUUUGCUUCUUCCAGUCAAGCCUAAUCCUCGCGAAUACAGGUCACCAGCUAAAGUGUCGACAUAUUCGUCCGAAAUCUUCAUGACGGCCAGCCCUUCAUUAAACUUCUCCCAGAAUGCCGUUGCUUUGAUUUGCGAUGUCAAAAGCAAGUCUGGAAGUGUGCCGAAUGAAAUGAAGAGUGCAUGGCAAAUGCUUCUUCGUCAGUUUGUCCAGGAGGGCGGACUAGCCGGAAUGGAUUCAAUCGUCGAUGUAUGUGUUUUAAGCUUGUUCAAUUCUAACAUAAAACAGCUGUUGUCACAAAUUUCGGGCAUUUACUUUGGAUUGAGUCCCCCGCGUCGACAGACAGACAUGUUGUCUAGCAUGUUUUCGAGCAUGAUGGGUGGUGGUCAGAGUUCCUCCGAUGAACAGAGCCUCUCUAUCAAGCAAUUGGCACGUCCCGCAGUGCCUGAGUCGAAGAAGGCUGCACCUGCACCUCCCUCAGCGCCCCCAGCGAAUGAGGCUGAUCAGCUCGUAGACGAGGAAAUGGACUAG